AUAUAAUUGUAUAAACUCCUGAACAUGAAAAUGAAAAAGAAAACGAAAAUGGGGAAAACAGGUGAACCCUGAUCGAUCAGUCGGACAACCCAACGGAAGCUGUGGUUCUCGUCACCUACAUUUUAUUCUAUGCCGACGACGCCCCAUUCACCCAUCGCCGACGUCUACCUCAUCAGGUGCAGAUCUGGAUUAUAGUUUAGCUUGAAUUGGAAGGACAGACAGCUAUGGAUCAGCUGCCCAUGGUUAGAUUCUGAGCAGAUAUACACCCUGUGGCAGCUGGUCGUUGGCAGGCGGCGCUGGGUAUGCAUCAGUCGACGGGAGUGGACGAAUACCCCAUACCCCUACUUCUCACAACAUAAUGUAUAUGGAAAUCAGUUCAAUAAUGAAGUGUAAAGCUUGAUAGCAAUGAGCUUGAAGUAUGAUAACACUAACGGAAAAAGGAAGUCUAUGUUUGGUGGCUAGUAUGGUUGUGCUCUUCUAGUUCCUUUACUGAGCCAAAACCUUUCAUCCCCACAGUUGUUGAAACAGAGCACAGAACUACCUGUGGCACUCUCCUAGGAGCAUAAGUUAUUCACAUUGUCUGAAUAAUUCUUCUAAGCACUUGGAUAUGUUAGACCUUCCUUUUCCUUGACUGUGCAAGGAAAAUGGUGUGGGUCGAAUAUCCAACCCAUGCCAUUUUCUGCACCAGAAAUAUUCUACAUAGCACUUGAGGAACUCCAUUCAUAAUGCAUUUUAAAGACGAAAUUGUAUCUUGGCUUUCAUCACUAGCACCUGCUGCAUUACAAUCAGUUCAGGUCUGACAUAAAUUCUACCCAACUUAUCCAAGAUUAUCGUUCAAUGAGAUUGGAGUGAAUUGGUCUUGUUUGAUUCCUUUCGACAAAAUGAUGGAAAUCCUCAGCUUCACAGAAUGGCCACAUUUAUUGCAAUAUCUCUUUGUCGUUAUCUUUUUUCAUGGCUCUGAAUAUAUUCUAGCAGUUGCGAUUCAUGGGCAAAACCAUGUACACCUGAAUUCUCUUCUAAUAAGCUCACACUAUGUCUUGGCAAUGACAUGGUCCUUAGUAGAGUACUUUGUCGAGGUUUAUUACUUCCCUGGUCUGAAGGAGCUCAGGUUAGCAAACAAAACUGGUCUUGCGAUGGUAGUAAUUGGUGAGAUUUUACGUAAGUGGGCUAUACUAACUGCCGGUAGGUCCUUCACCCAUCUCAUAAAGAUAUAUUACGAUGAACAGCAUAAAUUGGUAACUCAUGGAAUCUAUGCGCACAUGCGGCAUCCGAGUUAUUGUGGCUUUCUCAUCUGGGCUGUCGGCACCCAGUUAAUACUCUGUAAUCCACUAUCAACCCUUGCAUUUGCAGUAGUUGUUUGGUGCUUUUUUCGACAGAGAAUACCGUAUGAGGAGUUCUUCUUGAGGCAGUUCUUCGGUCCAGACUAUGAGGAGUAUGCUAGACGGACACCUUCUGGAAUUCCAUUCAUCAAGUAAAUUUGCUUCCCCUUUAUUUUACCGUAUCCGAUUAUGCCUAUUGAUAGAUAAACAAAGCUUGCUUCUGUGUUAAAUGUUUUCUCCAUGCUGUUUGUGAUGACAUUGACACGGCCAUGUUCCGGUGAGUCACAUGCUAAAAAGGGUUCACAGAGAUUAUUGUUGCUUGUAGAAAUAGAGCUGCUGAAAAUCCAUGAGAAUUUUGAUGAGAAAUAGAGCAGCCAUAACUUAGCUGGAAAUUUACCUCCAGCUAUAAGGCUUCUCGAUCCAAUAUGUUUGUUUGUAUUAUUGUGUUAACAAGGGAUCCGGAAUUCCGAGUUAAGGUUACUUUUUCAAUGUAUAGUUCGCUAAGGGUUGGUUUUGUUUUGUUGGCAAUGUCCCUCCAUCUGUACGACUUCUCGAUCCAACGUGUUUAGUUGUAUUUUGUUGGCAAUUGAACCUCGGAUCGCCUUCCAAAUAGUUGGUUUUAAGUUGGAAUUUUGGAUUACAUAGUAACAAAGCUACGGUGUCCAU
Messenger RNA from Andrographis paniculata, 1985 nucleotides. RefSeq names its product protein-S-isoprenylcysteine O-methyltransferase B-like. The record is from RefSeq and is a predicted model, not a curated record. Gene Ontology annotation, cellular component: membrane; endoplasmic reticulum. Gene Ontology annotation, molecular function: protein C-terminal S-isoprenylcysteine carboxyl O-methyltransferase activity. Lineage: Eukaryota; Viridiplantae; Streptophyta; Magnoliopsida; Lamiales; Acanthaceae. Bases 882 to 1475 code for a protein of 197 amino acids. Gene Ontology annotation, biological process: C-terminal protein methylation. The transcript is spliced from 3 exons.